UCGAACAAAAUGGCGCGGUUCAUCAUGUUGAUGUGUGUGUUUCAGUUUCACGUUUAGGUUUUUUUGUUUUUUGUUUUACUGUUCAUGCUGUGUCUGAGUGUUAGUGUUAUUGGUCAGUACUUGAUGGUGACUGUUUUGUGAACCUUCCUGCGUAGUUCAUCCUUCGCACACUGCCUUGAGACAUGGCAACCGAGAAGCCCUUUACAUUCAAUACAAGGACGGAUGCAACCUCAAGAACCAAUGCUUGGGUGAACCGAGCCGGAGUGGUUCUGGAUCCAGACCCUGUCUUCGGAGACCAUGCCCAGCAAAACCAGCCGGGGGUACAUGUACCACCAACGAGACAAGAACAUUUACUGAUGCCGCCCGAGCUACAUGCACUUUUGCAAAAUGCAGAUGCCGUUGUUGAUCAAGCAGAGCACCACCAAGCGAAGGAGCAGGCGAAACUGCUGCAGCGCUUCCAACAGCUCAAGCAAUGGCAACACCAGCAGCAAGAACGUUUGCUGCUUCAACAGCAAGAACAGCUCCAGAUGCUCCAGCUGGAACAGCAGAGGGUGGAGCAGACACUGGUGGCACAGCGGCAGAAGCAGUGGGGAGGAAUUCAACAGGUGAAGCAGUCGCCACCUCGACCUCGCCUUGGUCUCCAUCAACCUAGGAGUCCGCCCUCCAGCCCCCAUGGGUCAAGUGUUCGAGACGCCCUCACCAGAGCACCCAUUUCACUAUCCCAGACGGCAGGCCCGAUGGUACUCAAUCCACUGCUGUUGAGUGCACAAAGGGAUAAUGCGAGCUCUCCUGAUUCAAAGCAAGAUGUGGACUCCUUGAGUGAGAUGGCAAACUCCGUCUUAGAGGAGGGGGUGUACCCUCUACCCAAGACAGCCUCUGAACUCAGCUAUGGCUACAUAGAGGACCAAGACGAUGCAGCGAGGCUUGAAGAUAAAGAGGAGGAGGAGCAGGAAGACGAGACUGAGACGGAGGAGAUUUCUUUAGACGACAGCUUACAAGAUGCUGCUUCCUUGAAUAAUAAGCUGAGCUCGAAGAGUCAACAACAAGAUGCAGCUGAAGAUUUCGAUGACAGACCAAUUCAAUCAGCACUGGGCUCUAGAGCUAAGACGUUUGAGGAGUUGUUAGAACUCAAGCUCAAGGCAGAAUCAGAGUCAACGAAUCAGCCUGCUGUUCAAAAUCAUCCCCAAGAUUCUCCAUGUGACAGCCCCAGGCGUGAGUUCCUCCGCAAAGGCUCAGGCACAGCCCGCUUUGGCGUCGUCUCAAAGAAACCACCCAGACCUCCAUCUUCAAGAACGGCCCAAAGAGGUCCAUCAUCAUUGCCUCCCGGUAAUAAGUCUUCUAAGACUGAUGGUAGAGAUGAAUGGUCUGCAAAGCCAGUCGAGGCUGGGGGUCGCCAGAAGCAGGCAUCCGGUGUCUCAAAGAAGUUGACCUUGCUGAAGCCAGAGACGCGGGAGACGAAGAAGGGUGAUGAAAAGAAAAAGAGGAGCGCCAGAGAAAGGAAAGAAGAGCCACCUCAGAUGGCACGCAAAGUGGCUUCUAAACCUCCUUUAGCCUCAAAGACCAGCCAUCACGAUCCCUUGUCCAGGGAAAAGCUACCCAAUCAGCCAAAGCCUUCUGCUGAUAUGGCAAGACAAGGCAACAACCCUACAAUCACAGUGGACGCAGUGCCGAAUGAGGAAAUGCCUGACCACGACUUGCCAAAAGAGGGCGCCGCCCACGACGAUACCAUCGAGAUGUCCUUCCAGAUACGGAUGCAGGAACGGAAGCACAAUGAGGAGGUAGAGAAGGAUGAGCUGGACUUGUUUGAGUUACUUGAGGAAGCGGCAGAUGAGAACGCUUCCUUCUUCAGUGAUGCGUCUGUCGUUGUCAAAACCUUGCAGCAAGUCUUCCGGCAAAAGGAGAGACCAAUCAGACCGUCCAAUUUGAUAAAAUCUGCUCCUACGCCUCAACCAGUGUCAACUGACAGGGCACAUGACCAGGUUGAUGAUGAAAGUUAUGCCGACGCAGAUCGCACGCUAACCGAUAAUGACAGCAGACACAGCCUGGAAGAGAGAGAUCCUGUCAAGGAAGGAAAAACAUGGAAGACGGGUGGAAGUGCAACGGAAGAAGACUCAGACGAAAUCGAGCAAAUACCUGACGCAAUGUCUCAGAGACAAGGAAAUGUCAGAUUAGCCCCUCAAGGUUCAUCUGGUGGACACCAGUUAAAAUCAGCAACCGGAAAUGAAGAUGAGAAGAUUCUUAAAGGUGAUGAGGAAUCUGCUGACACCGGCGAUAAAGACGAAGAACGAGGGGAUGCUGCAGAAGAGGGCGGAGAAGACGCCAGCGAAGACGAAGACAGUGAUAUGGAGGAUGAAGACAAGAGACCGAGUCGAGAGAUGCAGAGGAAAGCUGCCACCUCCUCCCAUGCAGUUGAUGUAGACUUUGAGGAUGAUGAGAGUUGGGGAGACUUUGGGGAGGUUGUGUCUGAGAGCUCGGAUGAUGGGGAGGAAGAGGAGGAUGAUGAUGCUAGCGUCAUUCUUGCAGGAGCACCUUCAGCAACAUCUACACCCCCACCAGCAGUGUUCAGAAAAGGGCACAGGUCUAUUCUCGAUGGACGAAAAGAAUCAUCAGGAGAAACGUCACAUCAAGAUGCUAUGGCCUCUCCUCCAACAUCCAGUCUGGUGUCCAAACUCUUCCCAAAGCUCAAACCAGUACAGAAGCAGAGUCAGGAGAAGGUAACGGCAAAGCCAAAAGCCCAAGAACCCUCACCGUCUGAGGGACUCCAGUCAAAACUCCUCAAGGAGAAACUUUGCGAGUUGGAGGCGGAGAUUGCCAAAUUCCGUCGAGAGAACGCAGCCUUGGCCAAGCUGAGGCAAGAGAGGGAGAAGGGACUCGCCGCUUUGGAUAAAGAGGUCGUUGACUUUCAGACAUUAAAAGCGGAAGAGCUGAACAGCCUCCAGGAAUACAAAGACGAAGAAAUGAAGAAAUUGAGGAAAGAAAAACGUACUUUUGAGAAAUACCAGAAGGCUGCGAGAGCUCUUCCGGACAAGAAAGAUAGAGAGGAGAUUGAGAUGCUGAAGAAUCAGUUGUCGGAUCUCCAAGAAGAGAUGAGUAGACGAGAGACGAGAUGGACAGCGUCUUCCACUCGUCUCAGAGAUCGCAUCGACAUCCUGGAGAAUGAGAGUACAGAGCUGAGGGAGGAAGUUAAGGUGCUGGAAAAGCAGCGACUUGAAGCAUGGAAGAGAGAAGAUGAGAGAGCCAAGGCCAAGGCAAACCUUCAAAAGCCCAAGCAGCAGAUUCCUGUGAUCAUGAAACAAAAGAUGCCUCCCUUGUCCAUCAUCGGGGACCCAUCAGAGGGGGAAGACAUCGUGGAUCCAUCACGUCCAAGAGGAGACUCUCUGAAAGAACACCCCAGAGCUGGCCCUGCUCCAACAACCCGUCCUCUCACCUCAAAAUCAGAUGGUGUUGCUGUGAAAUCAUCGGAUUCACGGUCUGGCGAUCCAGGGUUGAAGUCGACUCACCGAGGGGUGUCCAUUUCGAGAUCAGAUGGCCAGAUGGUGAAGAUGUCUCACCCACAUCAAAGAUCAGACCAUGAGGGCCUGAAGACAUCCCACCCAAACUUAGGGUCGGACAGUAUGAGCGUAAAACCAGCUGUAGAAGCAAGUAGCGAUGAUGACAUGCCACUCUCCUCGAAGCCCCGUAGACCAUCACAGCGAAAGCGCUCCGUGAGGUUUGACUUUGAAGACUCCCCUAAGAAUGAGCCCCACAAUGGGAUGGCAGACCAGUCCAUGGAUCUCUUCAGUCCAGUCAGGGGUGAUGAGGGGCGUUUGGAAGCAUCUAGAGGGGUGGCGUCGACAUCGCUUCAGGCUGCGGUCAGUCCCAGCGGAAUGGGAGUCCUGGGGGUAAACCGGUCGUCCAAUAAUAACAAUGAGGAGGAUGAGGAAGAGAUUCACCAUCCGAAUGGAAAGAUUGAGGAGAUUCGUGGUGACGGUAGCCGAGUUAUCACCUACGGCAACCAGACCCGAAAGGAGAUCAGCGCCGAUGGUCAGUCUGUCAUCGUUACAUUCUUCAAUGGUGAUAUCAAACAGAUCAUGCCGGACCAAAGAGUGAUGUAUUACUACUCUGAAACACAGACGACGCACACCACUUAUCCGGAUGGGCUGGAAAUUCUACAGUUCAACAACAACCAAACUGAGAAGCACUACCCCAACGGAACGAAAGAGAUCACUUUUCCCGAUCAGACCAUUAAAUAUCUGUUCCCCAACGGUAACGAGGAGAGCAUCUUCCCUGACGGGACGGUGCUACGAGUCGACAACAACGGAGAGAGAACGAUGGAGUUCCCUAACGGCCAGAGGGAAAUUCAUACUGCCCAGUAUAAGAGACGAGAGUACCCCGACGGUACGGUGAAGACAGUCUACCCAGAUGGCCGCCAAGAGACGAGAUACUCCACGGGCAGGAUCCGAGUCAAAGAUAAGGACGGUAGGAUCGUCUUGGAUAAGAAAUGUUGACGAAUGAUGAAGGACUUGGUCGUUCUGAUAUUGCAUGGAGGCGGGAGACAACCAUCGGUCGAGAUGACAAGUGGGGGAACAAUGCUGUGGGAAUAUUUGUCGUUAAAGGCACUAGACACCAUUGGUAAUUUCUCAAAAUAAUUGUUAGCAUAACAACUUACUUGGUAUCGAGC
Molecule: messenger RNA, 4660 nt
Organism: Asterias rubens (European starfish)
Lineage: Eukaryota; Metazoa; Echinodermata; Asteroidea; Forcipulatida; Asteriidae
Product: centromere protein J-like
Exons: 21
Coding region: 183-4487 (1434 amino acids)
Biological process (GO): centriole elongation; cilium assembly
Cellular component (GO): centriole; centrosome; nucleus
Molecular function (GO): tubulin binding
Source: RefSeq, a predicted model, not a curated record